AGAGAGAGAGGGAGGAGGAGGAGGAGUGAAGCGGCGCUGUGAGCUGCAGGAGCUCACACUCACUCACUUUCUCUUCUAACAGCACAAAUAACUCACUCCGACUUUAUUAUUAAUGACAUUAGGACAGAGAGAGAGAGAGAGAGUUGCCAUGGAAACGGCGUGUACAGUGAGGAGGAUGAAGACGUCCAGCUGACUGCAGAUUCCACACAAUCAGCACUGGAAUAAUAAUAAUAAUAAUAAUAAUAAUAAUAAUCUACUGAUAAGGAAAUAAGGAGUUUAAAUCACACUGUUUUGUUUUCUAAAUUUUUAUUAUUAUUCAUCAUCAGUCACCGGAAGUCAGUUUUACUUAUGAUCAGAUCACAUCAGCUUGGAGGAGUUUGAUCCCGUUUCUUCUGUACAGAUCGGCUUCAUCUCUGGGACGUCGGUGUGUUUCCUCACAUGAACUGCUCAGGCAGCAUUUCUACUGGAAUAAGACGUAGACGACCUUUUUUUAUCGUCACGAUGAACGUGGGCACGGCGCACAGCGAAGUCAACCCUAAUACACGUGUGAUGAACAGCCGGGGAAUGUGGCUGUCCUACCUGCUGGGCAUCGGCCUCCUGCACAUCAUCCUGCUCAGCAUCCCGUUCGUCAGCGUGCCUGUGGUGUGGACGCUCACGAACCUCAUCCACAACAUGUGCAUGUACCUCCUGCUGCACACGGUAAAGGGGACGCCGUUUGAGACCCCAGACCAGGGCAAGGCUCGGCUUCUCACUCACUGGGAGCAGAUGGAUUACGGUGUGCAGUUCACCGCCUCACGCAAGUUCCUUACUAUCACACCGAUUAUACUGUACUUCCUCACCAGCUUCUACACCAAGUAUGACUGGGUCCACUUCGUCAUCAACACGGUGUCUCUGCUCACCGUGCUCAUCCCCAAGCUUCCUCAGCUGCAUGGAGUCCGGCUCUUUGGGAUUAACAAGUACUGAAGAUGUUUCCACUCAUGCUUUGAGCCCCGCACUCUCAAGAUGAACCCGUCUUUGGUUCUGAGGUUUUUGAUGAAGCACAGCAGGCGAUGUUGAGAAAUGAAAGGAAGGGAAACUUUGCUACAAGUCACUUAAUACCAUGCUAACUGGUUGCUUUAAUGUAAUCGGUUUUGAAGACUGAUUGUGAUUGAGAGCUUCUGGAGGUGUUCGGCGUCCAUUUGGCCAAGAUACAGAACAAAAAAAUAUAUAGAGAUGGAGGAGGGUUUUUUUUUUUUUUUUUUUUUUUAAUUUUUCUGGACCCAAUAUUGUUCAUGCUAAGAUUAUUGUACAUUUGGGUGUUUUUGAACCCAAGUGCUAUCCAGAAAACCACAAGAACUUCAGUGUUAUGGUACCAUGAACCCAAUAACUCAAGCACAAGAACAAAUACCAUAUCUGUGUGAAGAAACAAGAAAGAGAAGAAAAAUAGUUCAAAUUUAAUUCCUUCCUGGACCUUCAUGGACUUUGGAUGUCUGUAGGAUUAGCCUUUAGCUUCACAAAUGGACUCUGUCAAGUCGGUCACUUUUAACUGACAUACCGUGUGUUUUGCUUUUGCUUUUUUCUUCCUCAUAUUUCCUGCUGUGUUGUUUGUUAUUCGCGUAUUUGUUCAGAGCAUGAGAAAGGGCCACUCUUACUUUUUAAUGCCUUUUCAUUUUUAAUAUUUUAUUCUGUCCAUCAAUACAGCACACUUUAGGAAACA
Molecule: messenger RNA, 1696 nt
Organism: Neoarius graeffei (lesser salmon catfish)
Lineage: Eukaryota; Metazoa; Chordata; Actinopteri; Siluriformes; Ariidae
Gene: ormdl3
Product: ORMDL sphingolipid biosynthesis regulator 3
Exons: 5
Coding region: 439-963 (174 amino acids)
Biological process (GO): negative regulation of ceramide biosynthetic process; intracellular sphingolipid homeostasis; ceramide metabolic process
Cellular component (GO): endoplasmic reticulum membrane
Source: RefSeq, a predicted model, not a curated record